CAAUUCAUUUGAGCCGUUGGCACUUUCAUUUCUUUCUUUUUUUGGUUUGGCAUUCUGGCGAAAUUCUAUUGUUACUACCAAAAGUCUUCCACUGCCCUUCUCUCUCUCUCUCUCGUAGUUAAGACAAUCUCUGGUUUUGGUUUGAGCAGCUCUGUGUUAUCAUACAUCUCCGACAUGGCUUACGCUGCCGUGAAUUCUCUUCUCUACACAAUAGACCACCUUCUAAAUUCUAAUCGCAUCUCAUUCGUCGCCUCCACUUCGGAAACCCUAGACUUUGCAUUAGAUCGCGUCAAGUCGCUGCAGGGAUCACUCAGACAAUUCGACGACCUCAGAAACAACACCGGAGGAGUGAUGGCUUCGGAAGCACGAAUCAGAGACGAAGCACGCAGAUUAGAAGAUGCAAUUGAAUCUCACGUUUCAGCUCAGUUUCUCUCGCAAUCUCAAAACCACGACCGCUGCCCGCCCACACUCUCUCUCACCCUCCAAGACUCGAGGCAAGCAAUCGAUUGCUUUGCUAAAACAGCUGACAAAAUGGAAAACGAAUACAUUGAAGAAUUACACAAGCCAUUAACUGAAGAAGAAGAAGAAGAUGCCGCUGGUGUUGCUUCACUAGGAAACGAUUCCGGUGGAAACGAGUGUGAAAUGGUUGGAUUGUCUGAUUUUUUUCUCAAAAUCAGAAACCUGCUUAUUGCAAAUGCGAAUUUAAGAAGAACUGCUAUAUGCAUUGGAGGUAUGGCCGGUGUUGGUAAGACUAUGCUUGCUUUAAAACUUUUUCACGAUCCCUUAAUCAAGGCAAACUUCGAAUGUCGGGCCUUUGUCAGAGUAGGCCGAAAAUAUCGGUUAGAAGAAAUCUUGCGAGCAAUUAUUGCUCAAGUAGAUCUUGUCAGGGAUGAAAUGAUUACGGAAGCAGCUGAGGAUUUAUAUGAGUAUUCGAAGAGAAUUUUGAGCGGUAGAAAAUAUUAUAUCGUGCUAGAUGAUACUUGGGAUCUUGGUUUCUACCUCGACCUUAAAUCUGCACUGCCCAAUGAGGAUAAUGGAAGUAGAAUCUUGCUCACGAGUAGGAAAACUAGAACCAUUGAACCCGAUGUAACAAAUGCCUAUUCUUUCACAAUGCCAUUUCUUGAUGAAGAGGAAAGUUGGGAUCUUCUCAAGAAGAAGGUAUUUGGUGAAGAAGAGUUUCCACGUCGCCUCAUGAAAGCUGGGAAGAAGAUUGCUAAGAAUUGCGAAGGUCUUCCUCUUCUGAUCCUCGUAGUAGCUGCCAGACUCUUGUCCGAAGACAAGAAUGAUAUGGAGUACUGGAACGAGGUAGCGGAGAAGAAGAAUUCAGUUUUUGAGGAUUCUUGUGAUCAAAUAUCGGAGGUAUUGCUACUAAGUUAUCGGUACAUGCGUCAGUAUUUGAAACUGUGUUUUCUCUAUAUAGGCGUUUUUCCUCAGAAUUAUGUAGUGCGGCGGUCUAGGAUCAUCACACUAUGGGGAGGGGAGGGGAUUCUAGAACAUUCUGGUAGCCACGCGAUUGACAAAUUUGCUUCACAUAAUCUUGUUUUGGUUUGCGGAAGAUGCUUGGUUAGAGGAGCCCGAGUUCAUGCUUUCCGCCUCCAUCCUGCCUAUUGGUAUAUGUGUAGAAAAGAAGCUGAGAGUAGCAAGUUGUUCUGUUUCUUAAGUAGCUAUGCAGAUUGUUCGGUUGAACGAGUGACAAACCAACGUUGUUUUGCCAUCUACAAUAAUGUCUUGUUCGCCAUCAAAGAGGUCCAUGACUCGUUGGCAUCUAUUUCAACUGCACGUUCUGUUCUAUGCACUGGUCCUUAUCAUCAAUAUCAAGUGCCGAUAUGCCUAGAUUGGAAGCUGUUGAGGGUGCUUGAUGCUCUUACAAUCCGUUUCUAUGAAUUCCCAGAUGAAGUUGUGAAACUAAUUCAGUUAACUUAUCUGGGUCUCACUUGUGAUGCAAAUCUCCCUCCUUCCAUAUCCAGACUUUGGAAACUUAGCUACCUCAUUGUUCAUCGUCACUUGAGCAUCAAGUGGACUGUAGAUGAGUCUUAUUUGCCCGUAGAGAUAUGGGAUUUGCAAGAGUUGAAGCAUCUCGAAAUCAUUGGAAGAAACCUACCUAAUCCUACUCAUGGCGCGGUCUUACCCAACCUCAGGAAACUUUUAGACGUUGGAGCUCAUAGUUGUGGCAAAGAGGUACUUGAAAGUAUCCCAAAUUUGAGGAAAUUGAGACUUCAAAUUGAGUUAGCACCCGACUCUACUCAAGCCUUGAGCUUGUUUGAUCAUGUCUCGUGUCUUGAAGAACUAAAAUCAAUUCAAUGUGUGAUUGUGAACCCUGAAGUGUUGUGCGAGCCCAUAGUCCCACCUCCGGCUCUCGCGAUGUCCGUAGAGAGUCUUAAAAAGUUGAGCUUGAGCGGCUCUGGGUAUCCUUGGCAAGACAUGAGCAAGAUUUGUGAACUGCCAUAUCUUGCAGUGCUCAAAUUGCGGAACUAUGCCUUUCAAGGUGAGAAGUGGGAAGCUAAAGAGAGAGGAUUCCCAAAUCUUAAAUAUCUUUUGAUUGAAGAUACAGAUAUUGUGCAAUGGACAGCAGGAGAUGGAAGCUUCCCAAGGCUUAGAUGCCUAACUAUGAAAAACUGCUAUAAUGUAGAGGAGAUUCCUCUGUUUGCAUCUGAUGUGGAAGUUCUACUAUCACCUCAUAUAAUUAUUGAACUGGUCGACUGCAACCCCUUGGCUGAGACUUGCGCAAAGCAAAGGUAUGGCGCCGAGAGGGUUAAUGUCAAUUAUUCAUGGAAAUGACCAACAACAACAAACCAUCAUCAUUUCCAACAUGGCUCGCAAGCUCGUGGCCAUGGGAGGGCAUUCAAGAGCAAGCGGAUCGAACAAUUCCCAGAUUCAAAUUUUAUUUUGUCAAUAGUUUUUUUCUUGUUUCCUCUUCUUUUUUUUUUUUGGGUACUUGGAGAAGAAGAGCGAUUAAAUUUGAACUUUAGGCCUCUCUAUUUUUUUUCUUCUUCUUUCUUUUGGUUGAUGAGAAAUCUUGUAUGGUUUAUGUUACCAUGGGGUUUUAGAUGCUUGGGAUUUGUAAUUGUUUAUUACUCCUAUUGAGCAUAUUUCCGCUCCUAGUUUUUUAA
Messenger RNA from Salvia miltiorrhiza (redroot sage), 3110 nucleotides. RefSeq names its product putative late blight resistance protein homolog R1A-10. The record is from RefSeq and is a predicted model, not a curated record. The transcript is spliced from 2 exons. Gene Ontology annotation, molecular function: ADP binding. NCBI's taxonomy places the organism in Eukaryota, Viridiplantae, Streptophyta, Magnoliopsida, Lamiales, Lamiaceae. Gene Ontology annotation, biological process: defense response to other organism. Bases 175 to 2778 code for a protein of 867 amino acids.